This is a messenger RNA of Medioppia subpectinata, 405 nucleotides long. The record is from the annotation of a GenBank genome assembly. NCBI's taxonomy places the organism in Eukaryota, Metazoa, Arthropoda, Arachnida, Sarcoptiformes, Oppiidae.
AUGGAUAACAAGCUUCAGGGCUCGCCGUACGAGUCCUCACCGGACAUGGAUUACUAUCACUAUCAGAUCAAUUACAUCCGCAACAGCCGUGCCAUCGGUGUGUUGUGGGCCGUAUUUACCAUGUGUUUUGCCAUCAUAAAUGUGGUGAUCUUCGUUCAGCCCCAAUGGUUGGGCGAUACGGAGACGUCUCCGGGCACCGGGUAUUUCGGUUUGUGGCGCUCGUGUCGACUCUUUCAGGACGGACAGGACCUCGUCUGCGAGGGACGGCUCGACGACUUCAGUACGAUAUCGACGCCGGCCUUCCGCGCGGCCACAGUCUUCGUCGGACUCUCUGUCGUCACAAUAAUGCUGUGUUUGAUAUCAAUGCUACUCUUCUUCUUCCUUCACUCCUCCACAAAAAUGUAA